Eutrema salsugineum is the source of this 2177-nucleotide messenger RNA. RefSeq names its product protein NRT1/ PTR FAMILY 5.10. Lineage: Eukaryota; Viridiplantae; Streptophyta; Magnoliopsida; Brassicales; Brassicaceae. Gene Ontology annotation, cellular component: membrane. Gene Ontology annotation, molecular function: dipeptide transmembrane transporter activity; tripeptide transmembrane transporter activity. The record is from RefSeq and is a predicted model, not a curated record. Gene Ontology annotation, biological process: dipeptide transport; transmembrane transport. The coding region runs from base 175 to 1863 and encodes 562 amino acids. The transcript has 4 exons.
ACAAAAAAAAACAAAAAAGCAAAAAUGUUUGCCUCUGAAGCUAACAAACUUUUUCUUUCCACACAGCCACACAGGUUUUAGCAUUAAAAAAAACAAAAAUGGUCGAUUGAUUCAAAGACUUUUUAGAUAUUUUUCAUUUAUUUACUUCCUCGUUCGGAGAAACCAACAACCGAAAUGGCGAUCGCCGGCGCUGAUGACGAAGCCGGAACUCCGCUUCUUGCUAAAACCGUUGACGGAUCCGUUGACUACAGAAGCAAACCGGCCAUCAGAUCUUCCUCUGGGGGCUGGAGAUCCGCCGGAUUCAUCAUCGGCGUGGAGGUGGCUGAGCGGUUCGCUUACUACGGGAUUUCAUCGAAUCUGAUAACCUAUUUGACGGGACCACUGGGGCAGUCGACGGCGGCUGCUGCGGCCAACGUCAACGCCUGGUAUGGAACGGCGUCGUUGCUUCCGCUCCUUGGUGCUUUCGUCGCAGACUCUUUUCUAGGUCGUUUCCGAACAAUCCUCGCCGCCUCGGCUCUCUAUAUAUUGGGGCUUGGUUUACUAACUUUAUCUGCCAUGAUUCCUUCAGACUGCAAAGUUACCAAUCCACUCACGUCGUGCUCUCCCCGAUUUCAAGUGAUUACAUUCUUUAGUGCCCUGUAUCUAGUGGCCUUAGCCCAAGGCGGGCACAAACCGUGUGCUCAGGCUUUUGGAGCGGAUCAGUUUGAUGAAAAGGACCCUGAAGAGUGCAAAGCAAAGAGUUCCUUUUUCAAUUGGUGGUAUUUUGGCAUGUGCUUUGGCACCUUAGUCACUCUAUGGAUCUUGAAUUACAUCCAAGACAAUCUCAGUUGGGUUCUAGGCUUUGGUAUUCCAUGCAUUGCUAUGGUAAUUGCUUUGAUUAUUUUCUUGCUUGGAACAAGCACUUACCGCUUCUUCAGCAUUCGAAGAGAAGAUCAAAGCCCUUUUGCGAGGAUUGGAAUUGUUUAUGUAGCAGCUGCUAAGAACUGGAAUGUAUCAGCUUCAGCUGUAACUGAUGCAGAAGAAAGCCUUGGUCUAAUGUCUCACAAAAUCUCGCAUCAAUUUAGUUUUCUGAACAAAGCUCUGGUGGCAAAGAAUGGUUCUUGUAGUAUAGAUGAACUUGAAGAAGCAAAAUCAUUGCUCCGGCUAGCUCCAAUAUGGUUAACUUGCUUGGUUUAUGCGGUCGUGUUUGCGCAGUCUCCAACUUUCUUCACCAAACAAGGAGCCACAAUGGAGAGAUCAAUCACACCCGGUUACAAGAUCUCUCCGGCUACCCUCCAGUCCUUCAUCAGCCUCUCUAUAGUCAUCUUCCUCCCCUUGUAUGACCGCGUACUCAUCCCAAUCGCAAGAUCAUAUACACAUAAGCCAGGCGGAAUCACGAUGCUUCAGAGAAUCGGUACAGGCUUAUUCCUCUCGUUCCUUGCUAUGGUAAUAGCAGCUUUAGUGGAGAUGAAAAGGCUUAAAACCGCUGCGGAUUACGGGCUCGUCGAUUCGCCAGACGCUACGGUUCCAAUGAGUGUGUGGUGGUUAGUUCCUCAGUAUGUUCUCUUCGGUGUCUCGGAUGUUUUUACGAUGGUGGGUCUUCAAGAGUUCUUCUACGACCAGGUCCCGAGCGAGCUGAGGAGCGUGGGAUUGGCUCUGUAUUUAAGCAUAUUCGGUAUUGGUAGCUUUCUCAGCAGUUUCAUGAUAUCAGUCAUUGAGAAAGCGACGAGCCAAUCUGGUCAAGUGAGUUGGUUUGCAAACAACCUGAACCAGGCUCAUCUGGAUUACUUUUACUGGCUACUUGCUUGUUUCAGCUUCAUUGGCUUAGCCUCCUACUUGUAUUUUGCAAAGGCCUAUGUCUCUAAAAGGCUCAACGCCCUUUAAUCCUAUAUCUCUGGUGUAAGUGUCGCAGGUCCUCUCUCUCUCUCUCUCCCUCUCUCUCUCUCUCAAUUUAAGAUAUACUUUCAUCACACCAAUAAAUACUAUCUCAUGUCGAUUGAUGAUGGAGUUAAGUCUUAUAGGUGGCCCUCUAGGGAUCCUUAAGGUUUGAUGUUAAUAGAUGUACAUUUACUCAGAUAGCUUGUAAUGCACGUUCCAGUCACUUGCCUAUGUAUAGCUUUUCAUGUUUGGUACAAAAUCUUGUCAUGAUCCAGGGUGUAAGUUUUAGAUACACUUUCGUCAAACCAAUAUGUAUAGUU